This is a messenger RNA of Pseudocercospora fijiensis CIRAD86, 1458 nucleotides long. RefSeq lists its product as uncharacterized. The record is from RefSeq and is a predicted model, not a curated record. Gene Ontology annotation, molecular function: ATP hydrolysis activity; ATP binding; DNA helicase activity. The transcript has 2 exons. Bases 1 to 1458 code for a protein of 485 amino acids. NCBI's taxonomy places the organism in Eukaryota, Fungi, Ascomycota, Dothideomycetes, Mycosphaerellales, Mycosphaerellaceae. Gene Ontology annotation, cellular component: Ino80 complex; NuA4 histone acetyltransferase complex; Swr1 complex. Gene Ontology annotation, biological process: box C/D snoRNP assembly; chromatin remodeling; regulation of transcription by RNA polymerase II.
AUGACGGAAAUCAGCGAAGUACGGCAGAGCAACUCGCGCGAGAACAGAACAGCAGCACACUCCCACAUCAAAGGUCUCGGCCUAAGAUCAGAUGGUACUGCGGACACAACUGGUCAGGGAUUCGUGGGCCAAGCAGCGGCGCGAGAAGCAUGUGGUGUCGUGGUAGAUCUGAUCCGCGCAAAGAAAAUGGCAGGAAAGGCGGUGCUACUGGCAGGAGGUCCAGGUACGGGGAAGACCGCAUUAGCACUUGCGGUCAGCCAAGAAUUGGGAACGAAAGUGCCUUUCUGCCCCAUGACUGGAAGCGAGGUGUACAGCGCUGAAGUGAAGAAGACUGAGGCCCUGAUGGAGAACUUCCGACGCGCAAUUGGACUCAGAGUGCAGGAGCGGAAGGAGGUCUACGAGGGCGAGGUCGCUGAGCUUACGCCAGAAGAGACCGAGAACCCACUUGGCGCAUACGGUCGCACCAUUUCACAUCUCCUCAUCACCCUACGAAGCUCGAAAGGAACCAAGAAGCUGCGCCUAGACCCGAGCAUCUACGAAGCGAUACAAAAGGAGCGCGUGCGACUAGGCGAUGUCAUCUACAUUGAAGCCAACACUGGUGCCGUCAAGAGAGUGGGCAGAUCAGAUGCGUUCUCUACUGAAUUUGACUUGGAGGCCGAGGAGUAUGUGCCUGUACCAAAGGGAGACGUGCACAAGAAGAAGGAUAUUGUGCAAGACGUGACUCUCCACGAUCUGGAUGUCGCAAAUGCACGACCACAAGGCGGUCAAGAUGUCAUGAGCAUGAUGGGUCAGCUCAUGAAACCGCGGAAGACAGAAAUCACCGAGAAGCUGCGAGGCGAGAUCAACAAGGUCGUCAACAAAUACAUCGACCAGGGCAUUGCUGAGCUCGUGCCUGGCGUGCUUUUCAUCGAUGAAGUGCACAUGCUAGACAUCGAAUGCUUUACUUAUCUGAAUCGCGCUCUCGAAUCUACCAUCUCGCCCAUCGUCAUUCUCGCGUCAAACCGAGGACAGACAACGGUGCGCGGUACUGCAUCUGCUGUCUCUGGAGAUCCGGGCCUGAUCUCCGCUCACGGAAUCCCAUCAGAUCUCUUGGCACGCCUUCUUAUUGUGCCAACUCAGCCAUAUACAGGACAGGAAAUCCGAAGAAUCAUCCAAACGCGCGCCAAGCUCGAGUUUGCAUCACCAACUGCUCCUCAGCUUGCCGACAAUCCACAAGCACUGAAGGUAUCGGCAUCCCUCUCGCCCGAGGCACUGGACGAGCUCACCAGACGGGGCGAGACUGUCUCCCUGCGAUACGCGUUGCAAUUGUUGGCGCCGGCAAGCAUUCUCGCUCGCGCUCGUGGUAGCGAUGGAAAUGUCAUCAGUGCUGCGGACGUACAGGAAGCCACUUCACUCUUCUGGGACGCAAGCAGAAGUGCGGGUCAACUGAAGGAAAGAGCAAGCGAAUUCAUCUCAUGA